AUGUUCAUGCCCAAGGCAGCUCUCGCAAACCUCAUGGCCGCCAUACGGUGUAAAACCCGCAGGCGAGGGCCGCGACCAGUAUGUCCAACUCUGGCGAUCCCACUGAUCGCCUCAGAGCUGAGUGUUAACCAGACUCCCUCUGAAAAUAACCCUGUACCUAUAUGUACGGUGGUGCGGCCUCGCGCUGUCUCGAGGUGUAAAACCCGCAGACGAGGGCCGCAACCAGUAUGUCGAAACCGCGGUAUCCCCUUGACCGCUUCAGAGCUGAGUGUUAACCAGACUCCCUCUGAAAAUAAUAAAAGGGAAGUACUCAGAAUAGGGUUCAUGAACAUAAGGUCGCUUUCAUCGAAGGCGCUCUUGGUCCAUGAUUUAAUUAUUGAUAAAAAGAUCGACAUACUGGGGCUUUCUGAAACCUGGUUAAAACCAGAUGAGUUUCUAGCCUUAAACGAAGCUACUCCACCCCAUUACGUCAGCACCCAAGUAUCUAGAGAAGUUAAGAAAGGUGGUGGAGUAGCCCUGAUAUCUAAUUCUAAGCUUAAUUUAAAGCCGAAGAAUAGAUAUAUUUUCAGAUCCUUUGAGGUGCUAGCGCUCUGCACCUCAGCUCCUCGAGAAGCAAAACGAGUUCCAGACUCUUUUGUUUUAGCUGUAGUAUACCGUCCUCCAGGACCGUAUUCAGUUUUUCUGGGUGAGUUUUCUGACUUUGCAGCUGAUUUGGCUACAUAUUCAGACAAUAUUUUGCUUAUUGGGGAUUUCAACAUUCACGUGAAUAACCCGUCUGAUGCCCUCACAAGGGCUUUUCUGUCCAUUACAGAUACGCUUGGCUUCAAACAGCUCGUCCAGCAACCAACCCACAUCGGUGGAAACACGUUGGAUCUCGUUCUGACCCGCGGUGUUGACAUUUCGCAGCUAGUGGUCUCUUCCUACACCUCAGCUUUAUCAGACCACUUUUUGCUCACUUUCCAGGUGGUGGUAUCCUGCCCCUGCGACGAUCAGCAAGCUACUUUCAGCUGUCCGCCAUACACGUACACGUAG
Molecule: messenger RNA, 1032 nt
Organism: Gadus morhua (Atlantic cod)
Lineage: Eukaryota; Metazoa; Chordata; Actinopteri; Gadiformes; Gadidae
Exons: 3
Coding region: 1-1032 (343 amino acids)
Molecular function (GO): catalytic activity
Source: RefSeq, a predicted model, not a curated record